This is a messenger RNA of Papaver somniferum (opium poppy), 659 nucleotides long. RefSeq names its product major centromere autoantigen B-like. The transcript is spliced from 2 exons. The record is from RefSeq and is a predicted model, not a curated record. Bases 134 to 640 code for a protein of 168 amino acids. Lineage: Eukaryota; Viridiplantae; Streptophyta; Magnoliopsida; Ranunculales; Papaveraceae.
UUUUAGAAAAAAGGGUAACAAACAGUAGAGAGAAGACCAGAGAGAAAAAAGGUUUUUAGGGUUUAAUAAAUCUCCUCUUUUUAAUCAUCUCUAAUCUCACCAAAAUUCUUCACAGCUUAACAAAAACCUAGGCAUGGCUACGGCUGCUUCUGCUUCUUCAGAAGCCCUAGAAAUCAAAGUUGAACAAAACAACGAAAAAUCCUCACUUUCUGAAUCGACCCCUUCCACCUCAAAUGCUAAAGAAAUUUCAGAUCAAGCCUCGGAAAAUUCAGAUCAUACAGAAAAAGUAGAAGAAAAAGGUGAAGGAGUAGAAGGAGAAGAGGAAGAAGAAGAGGGGGAAUGUGGGUUUUGUUUGUUUAUGAAAGGAGGUGGAUGUAAAGAUAGUUUUACUGCUUGGGAAGUAUGUGUUGAAGAAGGAGAAAAGAAUAAAGAAGAUAUUGUUGAGAAAUGUUCUGAGAUUACUUCAUUACUUAAGAAAUGUAUGGAUGAACAUGCUGAUUACUAUGCACCUAUACUCAGAGCAGAAAAAGCAAUGGAGGAAGAAGUAAACAAUCAAUUGGACCAAGAAAAGGCGGAGGAGACUCAAUUGGAGCGAAAGGCAGAACUGGAACAGGAAAAGGAGAAACAACAAGAAAAUUAGAGGACAUGGCUUGAUUUGU